AUGGAGGAUAGUGAUAAAGAAAAUACAUUAUUGCUACCAAAUAAUAAAUAUCGAAAUCAAAAUUUUAUAAGAAAUCAAGAUGAAGAUGAAAAUGAAAAUGAAAAUAAUGAUAACUUAGAAAAUGAUAAUAAUAAAAGAAAUUAUAUUAGUAUAAAUAACUAUGAACCAUAUAAAGAAAUUGAUAAUAAUAAUAAUAAAAAUAAUAAUAAUAAUAAUAUUAUCAACAAUAAUAAUAAAAUUAACUUUUAUAAUAAUUUAAUACCGAGAAUUAAAAGUUAUUUUCAAGAAAUCAAACCAUUUUUAAAAUAUUGUUCAUUCUCAUUUUUAUUUUCAUUCGACCCUUCAGAACCAUAUUUAGUUGAUUAUUUUACAAAUGUUUUAGGAAUUAAUCAAACAAUUGUUUACCAAGAAAUCUAUCCAUAUUGGACCUACUCAUACUUUGUAUUUUUAUUAAUAUUUGGAAUUUUAGGUGAAAUUAUUGGUUAUAAAGUUAUAAUAAUUAUUGGAAUGGUUGCGAAAAUAUUAACGAUUGGUGUAUUAUUAAGUACAAAUAAUAUAAUAUGGAUGAUAUUAGAACAAAUUACAGAAGGAUUAUCGUAUAGUGCUUAUACAGUAUUCUUGGCAUAUAUUUAUUUUAGUUUAGAUACGAGUGAAUACCAAAAAAUGGCAUGUCGUGUAAAUGCAGGUUAUUUAGUUGGUAUUGUAUCGUCAGGUCUUUUAGGACAAUUAUUGGUUGAACAAAGAUUACCAUUGGUUUAUUUAUUAAGUAUUGCAUGUGGUACGAACAUUCUUGCAUUAAUAUUAGCAUUAGGUUUCUCAAAUUAUAAAAUUGAUCAAAAAUUUUCACUAAAAGAAGUGAUUAGUGAUUUAUUUGGUACUUUUAAAAAUGCUGAUAUUGUUAGAUGGUAUAUUUGGAGUGGUAUUGCAAUUUCAAUUCAUCAAAUAGUUAUAACUUAUUGGCAAAAUUUAUUUUUACAAGUAAAUGAUGAACAAAGUUGGAAUGGUUAUAUAUCUGCAAGUGCAUAUUUCUUUGCGUCAUUUUUUGCAAUUAUACCUUCAAAAUUGGGUAAUAAAAUUAAUAAUAUUCAAGGUAUUAUUUUAGUUUUAUUUGGAUUAUUAGGUGGUGGAUUAUUGGUUUUGAUGGGAUUUGGUGGAAGUACAGUUGUUAGUGCAUUAAGUUUUAUAAUUUAUAAUUGUUGUUUUGAAUUUGUUUCACCAAUUGUAAAUGUUCAAAUUGCAAAGAAAUUAUCAAGUAGAAUUGGUGUAUUAUUUUCAUUUAAUAUUAUGGUAGCAUUAACAAUACAAGUAUUGGUUCAAUCUGCUGUUGGUAAACAAUUUUUAAAUUUAGAUAUUAAAACUCAAUUCUAUUAUUAUGGUGCGUGUUUAUUCUUUCUCUCAUUUGGAUUUGCAAUUUUAUUUGGUUUUUUAUUUUUAAAGAAAAAAAUUAAUUCAAAUUCAAAUUCAAAUUCAAAUGUUGAUGUCUUAAUUGUAAAUCAUAAUACUCAAAAUCAAAAUAGUGAAGAGAAAAAGAAGAAAAAAGAAUUAUAUUACAAUGCCAAUAUUAUUGAUUUCGAAAAUAAUAAUAAUAAUAAUAAUAAUAAUAAUAAUAAUAAUAAUAAUAAUAAUAAUAAUAAUAAUAAUAAUAAUAAUAAUAAUAAUAAUAAUAAUGUUGGUAUUGGCGGUAAUGAUAAUUUUAAAUAA
Dictyostelium discoideum AX4 is the source of this 1701-nucleotide messenger RNA. Its product is annotated as reduced folate carrier family protein. Gene Ontology annotation, molecular function: vitamin transmembrane transporter activity. The transcript has 5 exons. Lineage: Eukaryota; Evosea; Eumycetozoa; Dictyosteliales; Dictyosteliaceae. The record is from RefSeq and is a predicted model, not a curated record. Gene Ontology annotation, biological process: vitamin transport; vitamin transmembrane transport. The coding region runs from base 1 to 1701 and encodes 566 amino acids. Gene Ontology annotation, cellular component: membrane.